AUGAAAACACAUCUUGUUGUUGUGUCAAAAGUCAUAACUCUUGCAUAUGUAUCACUGCCGUUCUCGGAGUUUAUCAGAUUCUGCAAGCAGCAUAUGAUAAGCAAAGAGAAUGGUUCCUGUGUUAAUGCUAUGUCUGCAGAUUUUACUUCUAUAGCUGAGGACCAUAUACCUGGACAAAUAUACCUAGCACAGUUUCCAAUUCUGAAUGAUGAGAAAGAAGAGAAGGUUCAACUCAAGAUUCUGAGACAAGACUUCCAGACGCCCUCACCUUUAGUGGGAAAGUCACUGUCUUCUAUCAAUUUCUGGAUGAAUUCUUCACAAGCUCGAUCAACUACUCACUAUGAUCCUCAUCAUAACCUUUUGUGCAUAGUCUCAGGGCGUAAAAAAGUUGUCUUGUGGCCUCCUUCCGCCAGUCCCUCACUCUAUCCGAUGCCGAUAUAUGGAGAAGAGUCAAACCACAGUUCGGUUGGUCUAGAAAAUCCAAAUUUAUCUGAUUAUCCAAGGGCAGAGCAUUCCCUGAAGCAGUCGCAGGAGGUUACUCUUGACGCUGGUGAUGCAGUAUUCAUUCCUGAAGGCUGGUUCCAUCAGGUGGAUAGUGAUGACCUGACUAUUGCUGUCAACUUUUGGUGGCAAUCAAACAUUAUGUCUAAUAUGCCUGAACAUAUGGAUUCAUAUUAUCUGCGCCAAAUCACAAGAAGAUUGAUAGACAGAGAAAUGAGCCUGUUAGUUUCGAAGCCUUCAUCAACUGAUUUGAAGCAACUGUCUAAGCAGAUUUACCAAUCUCACAUUGGGAUGGCAGAAGGUGGGAAUGGUAACUCAGAAAAUGAAAGCGCUAAGAAAGGCCUCGGCACAUUGUUUGAUAGAACGUCAUUGGAUGAUCUGGAUCCUUCUGCUUGCCAUGCUCUUCAUGAGCUUGUUUCCUUAGUCCAUGACCAUGUUAAUGCUGUUGAUACAAGUACAGGACGGCAGUACACUUCACCUACACCUAGUUGUUCAGACCCAGCUACAGAGGGCAGAAAAAGCAAGAUCCUGGUGAAUGCAUUGCCUUGUUUAGAAGAUGAUCGCAUUGCCCAUAUGCUCUGGGAUCUGGAAGCAUUUAGACUUCGAGAUGUACUCCUUGCUUUAAAGAAAGCAGCCGAGUCUCUUCUGGAUGUAACUAGAAGUUCGCUUAUCUGGCAUGGAGGUCAGUGGCUUAACAAUGGAUCUCACCAAGGCAUCACUCAAGGUGUUAAAAGCUCAACGCGGGCUAUUCGCCUAGCUGAAGGUAGACUAAGACGGUUAACAAACAUGAAUCCAGACCCAGCUACAGAGGGCAGAAAAAGCAAGAUCCUGGUGAAUGCAUUGCCUUGUUUAGAAGAUGAUCGCAUUGCCCAUAUGCUCUGGGAUCUGGAAGCAUUUAGACUUCGAGAUGCUUUAAAGAAAGCAGCCGAGUCUCUUCUGGAUGUAACUAGAAGUUCGCUUAUCUGGCAUGGAGGUCAGUGGCUUAACAAUGGAUCUCACCAAGGCAUCACUCAAGGUGUUAAAAGCUCAACGCGGGCUAUUCGCCUAGCUGAAGGUAGACUAAGACGGAGGUGGUUCAUCAAACCAAGACAGAGGAAAAAGAACCAAUGGUGGCUAAGAAAACGAGGAGGUUCAAGGAAGGGAUCGUUAAAGGACGUUCCUUAUGUUUCUUCACGGCCACUCGUUUCUCUAAGACCACCACAAGUUAUCUUGCAUAACGAGCUUAGCACUAGAAGCCUAGAAGGUGACGACAUAAGAGAAUAUGAGAGCAAGCUCAUCCGUAAUACUACCAUGAGUGUCUUUUGA
Molecule: messenger RNA, 1806 nt
Organism: Camelina sativa (false flax)
Lineage: Eukaryota; Viridiplantae; Streptophyta; Magnoliopsida; Brassicales; Brassicaceae
Source: RefSeq, a predicted model, not a curated record